CUUAUUAAUCUUCCGUUCCCCUCUCCUCCCCUUUCUGACUUCCGAGAGCACCUCACCGGCGCCCCCUCCCGUGCUGCCCCUUCCCGAGCCGCCGUCGCCUAGCUGCCCCCUCCCCAGCGCGCCACCCGUCUGCACACCGCCGCCCUCGCCGCGCCUGCACAUCGGCGCCUGGAGGACGAGAAGCGAGGAAGAAGACCCCAGCCUCGCCUGAAAACGCAUCCCAAGACUUCAACCUCCCUUUCCGGCCGGAGAUCCGCCUCGCAUCUCCGCGACAGAUCCGGGCAAACGGCGGCUGAUGCAGUUCUUCGGCGGCUCGUCGCUGACGUCGGUCGCGCCGGAGGCGACCCCAGCCCCGGCGGCGCCCCCCGGCACGGGCACGGGCGCCAGCGCGCAGGUCCUCUACGUCUUCAACCGCAACGGCGUCUGCCUGCUCUACCGCGAGUGGCACCGCCCGCUCCGCACGCUCGACCCCACCCAGGACCACAAGCUCAUGUUCGGACUCCUCUUCUCCCUUCGCUCCUUCACCGCCAAGAUCGACCCAACCACGGCUGAGAAGGGAAAUCUUGGCGUGCCACUACUGCCAGGCCAAGGUUGUUCGUUUUAUAGCUUCAAGACAAACACAUACAAACUGAACUUCAUGGAGAGCCCAUCUGGUAUAAAGCUUAUACUAAUUACACAUCCAAGGACUGGUGAUCAGCGAGACUCGCUAAAGCAUAUCUACAAUCUAUAUGUGGAAUAUGUUGUAAAGAAUCCUUUGUAUGCUCCUGGAACACCAAUCAAGUGUGAACUUUUCAAUAAACAUCUUGAUCAAUACGUGAGAACAUUAAUUUGAUGUCGUUGAGACUAUGAGUUGGUGAGGCAUUAGGGAAAAAAAGGGACCAUUUCAUCAUGUCACCAUUUCGUGGAAGCACCGUCUCAGGGUCAGGGGUGGUAGACUUUUCUGGUGUAAAAUUUGUUUUAUUCUCAUACAAAGGUGCAGCUGUCUUCUUGUGUACCGACUUCAAUUUGACAGCUCUACUGUGACAACGGUUGUUUGUUUGAUCAUGACGGAUGCACUCGACAGGGAAACUGCAUUGUCGCUUCUAGUGUGAUAAAUCUCCAUAUACAUAAUUAAUCCAUGAUUUAUUGCGUCA
Messenger RNA from Sorghum bicolor (sorghum), 1133 nucleotides. RefSeq names its product trafficking protein particle complex subunit 1. NCBI's taxonomy places the organism in Eukaryota, Viridiplantae, Streptophyta, Magnoliopsida, Poales, Poaceae. The coding region runs from base 296 to 832 and encodes 178 amino acids. The record is from RefSeq and is a predicted model, not a curated record. Gene Ontology annotation, cellular component: TRAPP complex. Gene Ontology annotation, biological process: endoplasmic reticulum to Golgi vesicle-mediated transport. The transcript has 5 exons.